Molecule: messenger RNA, 1701 nt
Organism: Pneumocystis carinii B80
Lineage: Eukaryota; Fungi; Ascomycota; Pneumocystomycetes; Pneumocystales; Pneumocystaceae
Exons: 11
Coding region: 24-1655 (543 amino acids)
Biological process (GO): nuclear membrane fusion involved in karyogamy; karyogamy involved in conjugation with cellular fusion
Cellular component (GO): endoplasmic reticulum membrane
Source: RefSeq, a predicted model, not a curated record
CUGCGUGGACGACCUCAAAAAAAAUGAUAAAAAAAACGAUGCUCCGUUGGCCUUUUUACCUCGGAAUUUUCGGUAUUUUAAGAGGAAUUUGUUCAUCUGAAGAGGACUUCUUAUUAAAUCCCGAAAACAGCGAUAUUUUACUCGAAAUUGCGGACGAAAACGAGUUAUUUAUGCCGAUGUUAGAAACAUUAAGUUUAUUAGCUAGAAAACCAUCUUGUUUCCGCUCAGCAGCAUCAUCACUUAUUUCUCAGUGUAAAGAAAUGGAUUCUGAUCUUUACGAGGCAGAAAAAGCGGCAUUUGCGGUGAAAUUAACGCUUUGUGAGUUGGGAACAGCUCAUGCAGAGAUUCCGGCGGCAUGCCGGGAAAAAAGCCUUGAAAAAUGUGUCAAAGAACUUGAGACACGUCCUCAGUGGUGGACGAGCUAUUCAGGAUAUUUUAGAGAUGUUACACGAAUGUGUUAUGUUGCACGAACGGAGGUGGAGAAAGAUCAAUUACUUUCAUUACACCGAAACCUUACGCAAGUUCAAAUGGUUUUACUUCAUAAUUUAAAGAAAGAAUUAGAAGAUAUUGAUAUUCGGAUCUAUGACAAGUAUAAACUUGAACAUAUGUGGCAAGAUUUUCAGGAAGACAUGGAGAAUAAUAUGUUAACAAUGCGAAAUGAAAUUAAAGAAAUGGAAAAAAGGAUGAAUUUAUUAUUAACAAUGUUUACGGAUUCGAUUAAUAUGUCAAUGGAGGAUGUGAAUAAAAAAAUGUAUAAAAUUACUACGGAUUUGGAUAAAGUAGCAGAAAAAGUUGAAGAAGAGGGAUCACAUUUAAAGAAGGAAAUAAAAGAUAUUGGGUUAUCAUCACGUGAAGCCUGGAGUGCAGCAGGCGAAACGGUUUUAGAUAGUUUCGAAUCAAUAAAAAAGAUAAAUAACGAUUUAUCAAAUAUCCAGCGAAAUAAUUUAGAUUCAAUUGUUAAUCUUUUGGAUAAAAUAUUUAUAUCAUUGGAUUCAUCUUUUGGAUCUAUUGAAAGUCUUUCUCGGAAAAUAUUAUCUACAUCUACGGUUGCUGAAAUUUUUUCAAAAACAUUGGAAAAUUUAACAUAUUCAUACAAUGAUUUGUUCUCAUCUAUGUCUUCUAUUGAGGUUUUACAAUCAAAAAUUGGUAAUAAGUCUCUCUCAACCAUUAAGUCUAUGUGUACUCUGGUAAAUGAAACAAUGGAUGGUUUAUUGGAUCAAAUACAACAACUUAAAAAUACUACAAAAAAUGCUCAAAACCAUAUAUAUUCUUGGAUAUUUUCGAAAAUACCUUAUGCACUUAUAUGUUUUAUUAUUUUUUUUUCUCCAAUGUAUAAAUCUAUAGGGAUAUCUUUAGUUUUUCUAUAUUAUCUUUGGAGAAAGUUAAUUACAUCUAUCGAACAUUGGAAUAUUUUGAAUUUGUCAUAUUGGCCAUAUACAGUUUUGAAUAUUUAUAAGAAUAUCAUUUGUUUUAUCAUUUUUUCUGCUUCUGCUUCUUUUUUUGUAUAUUUUCUCAAAAAAUCUAGGAAAUUUACCCAAUAUUCAAUACCCUCUUUUUAUAAAGUUCAUCAGGAAUUAUUUAAAAUUGAUCAGAAACCAAGUUGGCAACGUCUUUCUACAACUAAAAGAACAAAUAGAAUUUCACGUAUUUUUUAAUCUAUUAUAUUGAUAUUUGCAAAAUCCUGGAAUUUAUACAACAAUU